This is a messenger RNA of Oikopleura dioica, 909 nucleotides long. NCBI's taxonomy places the organism in Eukaryota, Metazoa, Chordata, Appendicularia, Copelata, Oikopleuridae. The record is from the annotation of a GenBank genome assembly.
AUGUGCGGUAAUGUUGCCGAUCACUACAAUCUUGAUGCCAACAUCGCCCACACCAGCUGUGAAAAGGUUGAGGGCGGCGAGAAGUGCUCAUUCGUCUGUGCUGAUGGAAACAACAAGCCAUCCCAGGAUGUUUUCUGUGACGGACGAAAAUUCACUUUCACUGACUUCAAGGAGACUCCUAUCACCUGUAUUCCACCACCAGAUACUCAAUGUGGAAACCUUAUCGAAAUGCCAUUUGCUCCAUUUAUUCUCGACAGCAAACUUGUCUUCUUGUGCGAAGAGAAGAAGAUCAAGGGCGGUUACGUUGAGCAAUGUACUUUCCGAUGCGUUGAUGAUCCAGCUCAGAAGCCACUUAUGCUUUCUGAUCCAAACAGUCUUAACCCAAUCCAUGUUGCUACCAACCCUGGUCCAAUUGAUAUCUGCGAAGUCAAGGUCGACAAGAAGGGCAACGAACAGAUCUCCAUCAUUCCUGGAUCUAUCUCUGACUUCAUCAAGUGCGUCAAUCCACAUAUCUACACUGAUUGCGGUUCUGCUGAUGAUCCAUCGAUCUUCCAGCUCGGACCUGGUGCUAGCGUCAAGUGCGAAGACAACGAGUGUACUUUCAUCUGUCCUGAGGGAGAGAUCCCCGAUGUCGAGAAGGCCAAGUGCUACACUACCAAAUUCAACGGCAAGUUCGACUACACUGGUCCAGUGAACUGCGUGCCCAAGCCUUUGGACACCCCAUGUGGUGAUGUUCUCGACAACUUCAAGCUCGAAGAAGGCGGCAGCUACCAAGUUCUUGGCGGUGACAAACUCGUCGUCACCUUCUCUUGCCCAGAAGGAACGAUUGCUGCUGACUCAUUGGCAAUCUGCGACGGCACCAACUUCAACUUCCCAGUCGGCCACGCUAUUCGAUGCGUCGACAUCUAA